AAGUUUGGUAUUACCAAAUGUUAGAUUAUGAAGUUUGUUGAGCUACAUCCAGAAUCCAGACUACAUUAGAGAAUUAAUAGCGUCACUGGGUUUCUCUUUCUGAGAGCAAACAAACUUACCAUGCGUGUGCGUACUAGUAUCUAUAUUAUCCUUGGAUUAAUCUUUAACAUUGUUAUAUUAUCCGCAGAUCAGAUACUUUAUCAGAGGGUGAACUUAUAUCCCCACACAUCUUGCAGCAGAUCCGGGGGUCUAUACAGCGCCCUCUGGUGUUACCGCCGCUGCGUGAGAGUGUUCGGUGUGCCUUUCUUGGUGAGUUACGAUGAGGAAGACCAGACGUGUUAUUGUUGUAAUAAAGCUCCAGGACAAAGCGACAGUGAGAUAACAGGGACCGGACUGCAUACAUUUAGGACAGGUCACUGCCCGUUAGAGUACACAGCGGUAGACUACAAAACCGGCAGAAUCUGUCUUCGAUAUGUGGAGUCAGCGGUGAAGUAUUUAAAAGCAAAGGACAUAUGUACCAAACAAUGGGGCGAUCUUAUUCGACUCGACUCUCUGGACAAACACAAUAUUCUACGAUCAUUCGUAGAAAGUAAACGUCAGAGUGCUGAAGUCGAUGUCUGGGUCCAGGGGGUGGAUCACAACGGAACGUGGCGUUACCAUGACAACCAGGAGUUCACCUACACGUGCCUGGGAGGAGACAGUCAAAACCCAGCGGAGAUUUAUCUGCGCGCGCGGAGUAAGGCAAAUUAUGGCUGCAAUGAUUCGGGACCAUGGCGUGUUGCUACGUAUCUCUGUGAAAUAUUCAUUCCCAAACAUUUGUUACAAAACUGUUCGUCAAUAUAGAUAUCUCAGUCUUAUAUCUCAACCUGUGACGUGUAUGUUAUUCUUAUCGAUGAUGUAAUUAUAAACAGUUUUGUAGUAUUGUACACAGUAUCUAAUCUUCAUUGCCUGUAUCUAAUCAUUGGAUUCUGAAAGCAUAGUGAAGCUCAAGUCA
Molecule: messenger RNA, 994 nt
Organism: Saccostrea cuccullata (small rock oyster)
Lineage: Eukaryota; Metazoa; Mollusca; Bivalvia; Ostreida; Ostreidae
Exons: 3
Coding region: 121-843 (240 amino acids)
Source: RefSeq, a predicted model, not a curated record